AUGGCCACGUGCCUUGCAUUGGUGCUGGUGCUGCUCUCUCCCGGGCUCAGCACCUGGGCAUCAUCAGCCCCCCUGGCGCAGCCCCGGAUGCCAGUGUUCCAAGGCUGCAAGCACACAUUCAACGUGUCGGUGCUGGGAGCGCUCCCGGGAGGGGGCUGGGACAAUCUUCGCAACGUGGAACUGGGGCUGGUACUGCAGCGGGACUACUCGCAGUGCAGGACCACGGAGGACGGCGAGUACCUCAUCCCCGACGACGUGCACUUGGUGACGCGGCGGGAAAGCGUGGUAGAGACUCGCGCUGAGCUCAUCGACCGCUGGGUCGACUACACCGACGCCUGGGCCGCCUCCAUCAACACCGAAGUCUCCUUCUUGUCCGCCCUCAACGGCAAGUUUUCCCUGGACUCCGAGAACGUCAAGAAGUACGACCUGGAGUACCAGACGGUCACCACGAGGGUGCAGGUGCGACACAGCGUCUACUCGGUGAAGUCCCCGGAGACCCCCACCUUCCACCCCGACUUCCGAGAGCAGCUGCUGAUCCUCAGCGACUAUCUGGACAGCAACCGGAGCCUCGAGGCCCAGUACCUGGCCGAGAUGCUCGUGCGCAACUACGGCACGCACGUGCUCACCGACGUGGAGGCCGGGGCCACGCUGGUGCAGGAGGACCAGGUGAGGCGGGAGCUGGCGGAGAGUCAGGCCCAGGAGAAGAUUAACAUCACCCUCGCGGCCUCGGUGCUGUUCUUCCAAAAGCUUGGCAUCGGCGCCUCGGUCUCCGGCCAGGUGGACGAGCGGCUCCUCCGGAACUACGUGCAGAACACGGUGGGCUCGCAGCUGCGCAGCCACGGCGGCAUGCCCGUGGCCCCGGGCCUGACCCUGCAGAAGUGGCAGGAGAGCAUCGGCAACCGCCUGGUGACCAUCGGCCGGGCUGGCCUGCCGCUGCCCGACCUGCUGCAGCCGGACGCGCUCCCGGAGCUGCCGCCGCCGUCGGUGGAGCGCUUGGAGGCGGCGGUGCGCAACGCCAUCCACCGCUACUACGCCGUCAACGCGCACCCAGGCUGCGUGGAGCGCGAGGAGCCCGCCUUCAACCCCCAGGCCAACGUGGACGACGGCUCGUGCGCCCACGCCCGCGGCGCCAACUUCAGCUUCGGAGGCUUCUUCCAGGAGUGCGAGGUGCUGAGCGGGGCGGACGCCGAGCGCUUCUGCCAGGCGCAUCACACCCCGAAUCCCCUCACCGGGAACUCCUCUUGCCCCGCCGAGUACCAAGCCUUCAGCCUGUACCGCGGCCUCAAGACCUGGAGCGCGCCCCGGCAGGUGUGCAAGAAGAAAUGCAGCAAGUGCUGGCUCUUCUUCCAGUGCUGCCAGGACGUGUGCAGCCCCGAGGACCAGAGCAACAGCGCGCAUCUCGCCGCCUCCUGGUGCGUGCCCCCCGAGUUGGCCUCCCCGCCUCCCCUCUCUGGCUUCCUCUUCGGAGGCCUCUAUAGCCCCGGGAGCCCCAACCCGCUCACCCAAACCCAGGCCUGCCCAGACCACUUCUAUCCCCUGGCCCUGCUGGAGGAUCUGAAGGUGUGUGUCAGUAGCGACCGAGAGCUGGGCGCGGCACAGGCCGUCCCCUUCGGAGGGUUCUUUAGCUGCCAACAGGGUAACCCUCUGGCCGGAGUCCUGAAGGGUCAGAGCCCAGGUUUCCUGCAGGAGAUGUUUUACCAGGACAGCGCCACUGACCAUCCCAUGAAGUGCCCAGCAGGUUACAACCAGCACCAGGCGUUCGUCAGUGACGGCUGCCAGAUCCUCUACUGCCUCAAGGCAGGCGCCUUGCUGGAGCAGCAGCCCCUGGCCUUGCGGCUACCUCCCUUCCUUCCCCACCCUGCCCUCCUCCGGAGCAAUAGAACCCACAGCUUCUCACAGCCAGACAGGGUCGUGGCCCACCGGAGCUCAGAGCCCAGCAGCUGGGUCAUUGCCACCACCUUACUGGCCGCGGUGGUGGCUGUCCUGGGAAUAAGCUUUGGCCUCUGGAGAUGCUACAGGAGUCGGGUCUGGAGGAAACACCAGGGCUAUGAGGGAAUAGUUGAAAACGCAGAUCCUGUGCCUGAAGGUACAAGGUGA
Messenger RNA from Sorex fumeus (smoky shrew), 2097 nucleotides. Its product is annotated as macrophage-expressed gene 1 protein-like. The record is from RefSeq and is a predicted model, not a curated record. Bases 1 to 2097 code for a protein of 698 amino acids. Lineage: Eukaryota; Metazoa; Chordata; Mammalia; Eulipotyphla; Soricidae. The transcript has a single exon.